This is a messenger RNA of Prunus mume (Japanese apricot), 2250 nucleotides long. Lineage: Eukaryota; Viridiplantae; Streptophyta; Magnoliopsida; Rosales; Rosaceae. The record is from RefSeq and is a predicted model, not a curated record.
AUGGGAAUAAGAAGGCAAGCAGAAAAGAGAGAAGAGGCUGUGGCAUUGGCAAUAGACAAGGAUAGAGGAAGUGAAUAUGCUAUCAAAUGGAUUGCCGAACAUCUUCUCACCAGGCCUGGCCAAUCCCUCACUUUGGUCCAUGUUAAGCAACCAACUGCUGCUCCUGCCCUUCCCAACAAAUCUAAAAGUGGAGAACUGCCGAGGGAGGUUGCAAAGAUGAACAAAUACCAAGUUGAUGCUGAAGCCAAAGACUUAAUCCUCCCAUUCCGUUGCUUUUGCACCAAAAAGGCUAUUCAUUGGAAUGAAGUCAUACUGGAGAAUGCUGAUAUAUCAAAAGCACUAAUCAACUUCGUCACGGCUAAUUCAAUUGAGAUUUUGGUACUUGGUGCACCAUCAAGAAACACCUUUGGAUUUCUCAGAGGAAAGAUAACACAUUCGCGACCGGCUACAGGCCGUCUAACCCCAAAGCCUCCCCUGCAUAAUCAAGUACAGCAGCAACCAAGCCAAGUUUAUGGUUCAAAUGAUACACAACACAUGCUGCACAACCUGCAGUCCAGAGAAUCAGAGAAAACACAAUCUUCAACCCGUAGCAAGCUAAACAACAUUAAACUCAAGCCACCAUUAACAAGAGCAAUACCUAUAAUAGACAAAUCAUAUGAGGCCUUGCCAGAGAGUGAUAGGUUGUCGGUGAGCAGUGAAAGGCCAAGCACGGAUCUCAUGUCAAAUUUUCCUAGUAUGGCAUCAAGAAUGACCUAUCAAAGUUCAAUCAGCUCAGAGUUAGACAACAGAAGCUCUACGUCAUCUCACUCCGGAAUCAAGUUUAUUGACAUGAGCUCUGGACGGAAUGAAUUCUCAUCGUCCUCAAUUGAAAGUGGAAGAUCAUGGUCAUCAACAAGCAGGGAUGAAAUGGAGAAUGAGAUGCGGAGGCUCAGGCUAGAGCUCAAGCAAACAAUGGAGAUGUACAGUAUGGCCUGCAAGGAGGCAGUUACAGCAAAACAUAAGGAAAAGGAAUUUCACCAAUGGAAAUUGAAAGGAGAGUGUAGAAUAGAAGAGGCGCGACAAGCUGAGGAAUCUGCAUUUGCACUUGCACAGAAGGAGAAACUAAAAAGUAGGGCAGCCAUAGAGGCAGCAAAAGCAGCUGAAAGGAUUGCACAACUGGAAACAGAAAAAAGGAGGAAAGCAGAAAUGAAAGCUCUUAGAAAAUAUGAAGGGAGGAAGAAAUCACUAGACGGUCUCAGGUACAGGAAAUACACAAUUGAAGAUAUUGAAGCGGCAACAAAUGAAUUUUCCCCAGCUCGCAAGAUUGGGGAAGGAGGCUAUGGUCCAGUAUUCAGAGGUGAACUGGACCAUACGCCAGUGGCAAUAAAAGUUCUGCGUCCAGAUGCAGCCCAAGGACGGUCACAGUUCCAGAAAGAGGUUGAAGUAUUGAGCCGCAUUAGGCAUCCAAACAUGGUUCUCCUUGUCGGAGCCUGCCCAGAGUAUGGUUGUCUGGUCUAUGAGUACAUGGCUAAAGGGAGCUUAGAAGACCGUCUCUUCCAGCGAGGCAACACCCCAGUGAUUCCUUGGCAGCUAAGGUUCAGAAUUGCUGCAGAAAUUGGGACUGGACUUUUGUUUCUUCAUCAAACCAAGCCCGAACCAGUUGUGCACCGGGACCUAAAACCUGGCAACAUUUUACUAGACCACAACUAUGUGAGCAAGAUCAGUGAUGUAGGUUUGGCCAGGCUUGUCCCUGCAUCAGUAGCCAACUGUGUCUCUCAAUACCGCACAACAUCAAUGGCUGGAACGUUCUGUUACAUCGACCCAGAGUAUCAAACAACCGGCAUGCUUGGAACAAAAUCUGAUAUAUUUUCACUCGGGGUGCUGCUCCUGCAACUAAUAACAGCCAGGCCACCAAUGGGUUUGGCUCACCUUGUUGAGGAGGCCAUUGAGAAUGGGACCUUCACUGAGAUGCUUGACCCUGCAGUUUCUGACUGGCCUGUUGAGGAAGCCUUCAAAUUUGCCAAGCUAGCUUUACAGUGCACUGAAAUGCGGAGAAAAGACAGGCCGGAUCUUGCGAAGGUUGUGCUCCCUGAGCUUAACAGAUUGAGAGAAAUCGCUGAAGAUUGCAUGAAUCCCUUCAUGAUUGGGGGUAAUGGAGCACUCUCACCAAUACAUGAUGUGAUGUCUGAUCGCCAUCUUUCGGAAUAUGGAUAUGAUAGCCCAAGGAGCCCUUCAAGCACAUCAUCUUAUGCAGGGAGAUUAUACCGCUAG